This is a messenger RNA of Coprinopsis cinerea okayama7#130, 3567 nucleotides long. Its product is annotated as carnitine/acyl carnitine carrier. The transcript is spliced from 14 exons. The coding region runs from base 1 to 3468 and encodes 1155 amino acids. Lineage: Eukaryota; Fungi; Basidiomycota; Agaricomycetes; Agaricales; Psathyrellaceae. The record is from RefSeq and is a predicted model, not a curated record.
AUGCGCUGGAGCUGUCUCCCGGUAGCUCUCGCAGCUGCCCUGCUGCCGGCGUGUACAGCGACAGACCAAGUGUCUUGGUCGACAACACAAUCGCCGUCGACGUCCUCCACAACUCUCGUCGAUGCUCUAGGAGCAGAUCCUGACUACCUAUCGCUCCUCAAGCUCGUGCAGCGUGCACGGCUGAUACCGACACUCAAUCGUCUAAACGGUAGCACUUUCUUCGCCCCAACCAAUGACGCCAUCAAACGCUAUACCAAGCAGCAGCACCUGUGGGCCACCGUCCUCGAAGAUGACUCUUUCACAAUAACCGACAACAUCCAGGAGCAACUCAGACAGCAGCUGUUCUAUCACCUUUUGAACUACACCUUACCCCAGUCGACAGAUGAGGGUGUUCAUGUUCACCACACCCUACAUUUCCCUUCGACCUCGCUGGAACCGCCGUCUCGCGAACCACCCCCGCACCCUCCGUGGAUGCCAAUUCCUGGUGGGAGCUUGGGUGGGAAGCCCCAGAGAUUACGAGUUGCAACGCGUGACCAAUCUCUCCACGUUGGGGUCGAUACUUUCGGCGAGUCAGGAGCACGCGUGGUGAAGGAGCGACACGAUGCAGGGAACGGCGUUCUGUUGGGUAUAGAUAAAGUGUUAGAGCCUCCACCUGACCUUUCCAAAGUUAUCGAGAGUCAGCCAUCCCUUUCCUACUUCAACAAGAUUCUAGGCUCCGAGAUUUUGAAGCGUCUCAACAGCACCGCCAAUCUUACUCUAUUUUUACCGGUCGAUGAGGCGUGGAGCAACCUCGACCCAUAUGAACGCCUUUAUCUCGAAAGCGAGUUCGCGAAUGAUGACCUCAAUCGCAUCCUCAACAUGCACGCCGUUGUCCAGCACAGUGUCAAGUGGUCAGAUUCGUUCCAUUCAGGUCUGAACUUGACAUCGCUUGACGGGACGAAGCUCGAAAUCGAGGUCACUCCUGAAGGAACCAAAGUGGCCACAGCCAACCUUGUUCAGCCUGACAUUUAUGCUUCCAACGGCGUUCUACACCUCGUGUCAGACCUUCUUAUCCCACCGGACGCUCUUCAACUGACGCCAGAGAAAUAUCUGCUGGCGUUGAACUGCACGACCUUCGUAUCUCUGCUUCGCUCUGUCGAUCUCAGGAGUCUUGUGAACGACACGGAGAAGCACUACACGAUUCUUGCACCCAACGACGACAUAUUCACUAUCCUCGGCGACUCUGAUUUACCAGAACCAGGCAGCGACGAACUUAGGAAGCUGCUUCAAUACCACUUUAUCCCAGGGAAGUGGACGCCCAAGAAGCUCGAGGACGGUCUGUUGUUGGAGACUGAAUUGAAGGAGGAAGGUUUGGGAGGAGGUCGUCAGGUUCUGUCAAUUGAUGUUAGUUCAGGGGAUCCGAAGAAGAAGCAAAUUGGCCCUAUCCGCUUUGGUGGUGCAGCCGUCAUCGGUGAACCAGUUCAAGUCAACGGCUCUGUCAUCUACUUCCUCUCUCGGCCUCUUGUACCUCCAGCCGACCCGCUGGAGACAGCUUUACCCGACCUCGACUUGUCAUCCUUCCUGGCGGCCGUAUUGUCGUCAUCGAAGGCUGAAACUCUUAGGAGCACCCCACAAACCAGCUUACUGGUCCCAUACAACGCAGCGUUCCAAAGGCUAGGCCUAUUGGUAACCAACCAUCUUCUGUCAUCCUCCGCGAAGCAGGACUUGGAGAAUGUUCUCCUUCACCAUACACUCAGUUCGAUCGAAUACGCCCCAGACUUGCUCAAGGGCGGCCAACACACGUUCCCGACACUGGAGGGUAGUGAUAUCAAGCUCGAGAAGACCAAGAACGGGACAAUCUACGUAAGCCCGAGCGGAGGAUGGGCCGGUAUGCGAGCUGAAUUGGUUCCUCGCAACCUCUUAACCAAGACGGGGGUUAUCCACGAGCUUUCCGACAUUCUCAUUCCUCGAUCUGUCGAUAUCACAAUCGGCAAACUCAUCCGGGCAUCAAAGGGGAGCACUAUGGCCUCUUUGGUAAACAAGGCAGGGUUCGACUGGGUGUUGAACGGUACCGCACCUCCUGAAGGGUCUGAGUGGGAAAAGAUGGGUCUUGAGGGUGUCGGGUGGACAUUGUUGUGCCCACCGGAUGAUGCCUUCAAGGACUUCAACCUGACUCAGCUCUAUUCAGACGUCAAUGCAAUGAGGACCAUCGUCUCUCAGCAUCUCAUUCCUGUUCCUGUCGCGAUUCCCAAAGAUAUCCAGGGGGAACUCGACACUGAUCCAUUGAACAACAACCGACCCCUCGUUCUCGACGAUGCAACCUACUCAACCGUCCGUUCCGAAGCCUCUGCGUACGGUGACCUCGUGUUCCAGAAGCGAAUCGACGACGGGCAAUACGUCGUCGGGAUCAAGGGCGCUCGCGGAACCAACGGUGAUCAGGAUUGGGCCCGCGUGCUAUCCUGGGGUCGAUCGACCACGGGAAGUGGAACUGGCGGUGUUAUUCAAAUUGAUCGGCUUCUUGUCCCUUACCAGCCCAAGUGGUGGAUCGAGUACGCCUAUCCGCAACCUACUGGAAAGAUGAGCACCGAAGGGGCAGUUGAGGAGAAGAGAGUGUCGGCGGCAGAGUCUGUCAAGUCGUUCAUCGCAGGAGGUUUCGGUGGCGUGUGCGCCGUCGUAGUCGGUCACCCCUUCGAUCUCACCAAAACUCGCUUGCAGACUGCACCUGCCGGCACCUACACCGGCGCAGUCGAUGUUGUGAAGAAAACUGUUGCCAAAGACGGAGUGAGAGGUCUCUACCGUGGCAUCGUCCCUCCCCUGCUCGGCGUCACUCCCAUCUUCGCCGUUUCCUUCUGGGCCUAUGAUGCUUCAAAACAACUCAUUUUCGCUGUGACCCCCAACCGAACCAGCCAAACGCUCUCCAUCCCCGAGCUCGCUACCGCUGGUUUCCUCUCCGCCGUCCCGACCACUCUCGUCACUGCCCCCGUGGAGCGCGCCAAGGUCUUGUUGCAGGUGCAAGGCCAGGGUGGCUCCUCGACCCAAUACAAGGGCGUCACCGACGUCCUCAAGCAUCUCUACCGGGAAGGCGGUCUCCGAAGUAUCUUCCGGGGUACUGGAGCAACUUUGGCGCGAGACGGUCCUGGAAGCGCCGCCUACUUCGCUGCCUAUGAAGUGACCAAGAAGGCGUUGACCCCUGCUGGCUCCUCCCCAGCUGACCUCAACCUCGGCGCGGUUAUUGUUGCUGGAGGUACUGCCGGUGUUGCGAUGUGGGCCAUUGCUAUUCCCCCUGAUGUCUUGAAAUCACGAUUGCAAUCCGCGCCAACGGGAACAUACUCGGGUAUUGUCGAUUGUGCACGAAAGACUAUUGCUCAAGAUGGGUUGCGUGCUCUCUGGAAGGGAUUCGGCCCUGCUAUGGCCAGGGCUUUCCCCGCCAACGCUGCUACCUUCCUCGGAGUUGAGGCUUCAAGGAAGGUUCUGGACGGUCUUUUCUAAUCUGGGAGACUUGUCUGAAAGACACGUCGCACUCCUAUUCAUGUGUACCGCAUUAAUCAUGAUACCCGGGGAGAGGGUUCAACUGCAGUCUCGCAAAGU